Molecule: messenger RNA, 1501 nt
Organism: Homalodisca vitripennis (glassy-winged sharpshooter)
Lineage: Eukaryota; Metazoa; Arthropoda; Insecta; Hemiptera; Cicadellidae
Gene: Rnf11
Product: RING finger protein 11
Exons: 3
Coding region: 414-848 (144 amino acids)
Source: RefSeq, a predicted model, not a curated record
AAAAAAAUAUGAGUCUGUUUCAAUACGUCUCUCGUCGAGAUCAGAUGUUUUCGUACUAAACUGAACUGUUAUGUUAAAUCUGUUCUUGUAUGUGAUUGUUAGAAUUAUAGUUUCUUAGUUUAUUUUUAUAUCUUCCAUGUUUAGUAACAGUUAUAUUUUUAAUGUUCUCCAAAUCUUAGUUUUAUAUUAUCGUUCUAAUAACGUGAAGUGGCUUGUCGAAUAAUAAAAACAAGCAGGAAAAGUUGACGUAGGCUAAUAGACGUCAGAGAUGUUUUGUUAAUUGUUUUGCUGGAGGCAUUGUUUAAUUUUUUCAUCAUUUAGAGUGCUUACAUGUAAUGUUUGUAUUCUAAACAGUCUAACUGAUGGGAUGACUUAAUAGUUCUUCAAGUUUUUUACCGUGAAAAUAAAGGAAAAUGGGCAAUUGUCUCAAAGGGUCUUCAGCAGACGACAUAUCUCUCUUGAGAGGUGCAGACAAUCCUGUUGAUUCUUCUUCGACGGAUCAACUGGGACCUCCACCACCUUACAGAGAGACUUUGCCUGUGUACUACCCAUCCCCCAACAUCAGCCGACCCGUAACUCAGCUGACAGAGGAGGAGCAGGUGAAGAUAGCCAAACGCCUGGGCUUAAUCCAACACCUGCCUACUGGAACUUACGAUGGAUGCAAGAAGAGUAGAGAAUGUGUGAUCUGCAUGGUGGAGCUGGUGGUGGGUGACUGUGUCCGUUACCUGCCUUGCAUGCACACGUACCAUGUCAAGUGUAUCGACGACUGGCUCAUGCGCAGUUUCACCUGCCCAUCGUGCAUGGAGCCCGUGGAUGCGGCCCUUCUCACCACCUACGAGACUAACUAACCACACGGCUAGUCACGACAACAACAAAUGCUGUGAUUAUUAGAAAAUAAGUAUUCUAUUUUAUUGUAACAUAACUUAAACACGUAUAUAAACGGUAGUGCUGGUGUCGGAAUAUGUGACUAAUGUGAACAAAAAUAUUGCGUAUUUGCGACAUAAAUAAUGUAAAUAUGUAGUUAUAUAUAAAAGUAUUUAAAAAUGUAUCAUAAUUAUAAUUAUUUUUACAUAAUACUAUUUGUUAGUGCUAUUGUUACUCGAUCAUCUACAGUUGUUGGAUAAUUUUUCGUGUUAUUUCACAUAAUAGUUGACUUUGAGCAAUACUACAGUCUGUGCUGCCCCAACAGAUUUUAUCACCGUCUUAUAAAAACAGCGGAAAUCCUCUGUAUUUUUUGCCAUUCGUAAAUUAACUGUGGGAUGUUUUAACAUAAAAUGUGGUCAAAAGACUUGAAUGUCGUGUUAAUGACUUCCGUGAUAUUUUAUAUUGUUGAAUUCUAUGGCAGUAUUUAAAUGCUGUAGACUUAUUUUGGUAGAAAAAAUCGCUUCAUAGUGGUGGGAAUUCAUUGUAUUUUUUAUACUUUUUAGAUUUCAAGCAGAAUUAGAGGUAUGUUACACUGUACAAAAAUAUGUAUGAAAAUAUAACCUUAUUAAUACAUUAA